Messenger RNA from Scomber japonicus (chub mackerel), 3412 nucleotides. RefSeq names its product ubiquitin specific peptidase 38 (gene usp38). Gene Ontology annotation, cellular component: cytosol; nucleus. The transcript is spliced from 12 exons. Gene Ontology annotation, molecular function: cysteine-type deubiquitinase activity; cysteine-type endopeptidase activity. The record is from RefSeq and is a predicted model, not a curated record. The coding region runs from base 136 to 3252 and encodes 1038 amino acids. Lineage: Eukaryota; Metazoa; Chordata; Actinopteri; Scombriformes; Scombridae. Gene Ontology annotation, biological process: protein deubiquitination; ubiquitin-dependent protein catabolic process.
UAACAACAGAGCAGGCGGUCUCCUCACACACCGGGGUCCUACCAACGUCUCUGCUCACGCAGACCUUAAACAACGAUCGACAGCAGAGGAUAUUCUGGUGGGACAGUUUUGACAUGCUUGAUUUGGAUUGUCAUCAUGGACAAGAUUUUGGAGGGCCUCAUCAGCUCCGAUCACGCUGUUCCAGUGAAGAGGGCCAUUGUGAAGAAGGUAGUGGAAGCAGCAGAGAAAGCAGUGACGGAGGAGCAGUGUCAGGCGCUGUUCACUCUCACUACUCGCCUCAUCUUACUUGGUGAAGAUGCCUUUCAGAAGCAGGUUGGCUUCCAGGUCCUGGAGGCCUACGCACGUUACCACCGCCCAGAAUUUGAGCGUUUCUUCAGCAAAGACUUUGUCCUCAGUCUUCUCCAGCAGGGCUAUGGCCAGCUGGACCGCAAAGACCCAGCCGCUAUAGACUACAUUCACUGCUGCCUGCGGCUGCUCAUCAGCUGCCCCUCGGUGCUGGAGAUCUUCAGCGUGAUCCAGGUAGAGGUUCUAAGGAUGGUGUGUGAACGUCCCGAGCCUACCCUUUGUGCCCACCUGAGCACCAUGCUGUCAGACUUUGUGCAGUGCAUCCCGAAAGACAAGUCAGGCAUUUUGUUCUGCCAGCAGCUGGUGAGGACCAUCAGUUACUUCCACUGCUUUGCAAGCCAAGAGCAGGAGCUGAGAGAGUAUGUAGAGCAGGUGACAAAGGUUAGCACACUGCUGCAGAACAUCUGGAAGGCUGAUCCAGCUACACUGCUGCCCUCACUGCAGGAAGUCUUUGCCAUCAUCUCUUCCACAGAUCCUUCCUUUGACCCAUCCAUCGCCUUGGCCAGUCUGGUCCAGCACAUCCCAGUCCAGAUGAUCACAGUGCUUAUCAAGAGUCUCACCACAGACCAGAACGUUAAAGACGCAAGCAUGACUAAAGCCCUCUGCAGAAUGAUUGACUGGCUUUCCUGGCCUCUGGCCCAACAUGUUGAUACCUGGGUCAUCGCUCUACUGAAAGGACUGGCUGCAGUUCAGAAGUUCACUAUCCUCAUCGAUGUUACUCUGCUCAAAAUUGAACUGGUAUUUAGUCGUCUGUGGUACCCCCUUGUACGGCAGGGGGCGCUUGCUGUCCUCUCUCAUAUGCUGCUCAGUUUCCAGCACUCUCCGGAGGCCUUCCAUUUGGUUGUUCCACAUGUGGUGCAUCUCGUCCAGUCCUUGAGGACAGAUGGCCUCUCAACCAGCAAAGCGUUCUUGCUGCAAUUCACUGAGCUCAUACACUGCAUGAUGUACCAGUACUCUGGCUUCCCUGACCUCUAUGACCAUAUACUAGAGGCCAUCAAGGAUCUCCCAAAACCAGGAGAAGAGAAGAUCAAGUUGGUGUUGAAUCAAAGUGCCUGGACAUCCCAGUCCAACUCAUUUGCCUCGGGUCCACUUAGGCAAGCUGGGAAGUCGGAAACAGGCAAAACUGGCCUGGUGAACCUGGGGAAUACUUGUUAUAUGAACAGCAUCCUACAGACCCUCUUCAUGGCCACGGAUUUCAGACGGCAUGUUUUAUCAUUACGUCUGAAUGGUUCCAACACCCUAAUGAAAAAGCUCCAGCUGCUCUUUGCAUUCCUUGCACACACUCAGAGGGCAGCAUACGCCCCCAGAAACUUCUUGGAAGCAUCUCGACCUCCCUGGUUCAAUGUGGGCUCUCAGCAGGACUGUUCGGAGUACCUCCGAUUUCUUCUGGACAGGUUACACGAAGAGGAGAAAACACUUCAGGUACUGGAAUCAGCUAAGCCAAAGGUUGCCUCCCCUGUUGACUCAAGCAGCACAGACCCAACAGGUCAGACGUCUCCAGAGGAGGAUGAAGAGUGCACUUUGACUCCAGCAGAAUCCAAACCUGAUGAUGACAGAAGGACUGUGACAGAGAAAAUGUUUGGCGGGAAGCUAGUCACAGGUAUUCGCUGUAUGCAGUGCAACAGCAUCUCUGAGAAAGAGGAGCCUUUUACAGACCUCUCUUUGGCCUUUUGUCCCUCUGCCACUUCUCAGGAUGGUGCUCAACCUGAGGGGCCCUCUGAGGAGCCCAAGAUUCUUUGUCAGGGAUCUGUCAAUGGUGGCAGUGAAAUUCCUGAGCCAGGCUCGGCAAAAACCCCAACCAGCCAUGUCCAUUUUGUGCCAGUGACAAAUGAGCCUCCUCUCUCUGUGCCUGACUUGGUGAACUAUUUCCUAGCUCCAGAGAUCCUGGAUGAAGAGAAUGCCUAUUUCUGUGAGAAGUGUAGCUCUCUCCAGCGGGCAGAGAGGAGCAUGAAAGUAGUGUCAGCGCCUGAGUACCUGAUCCUCACCCUGCUGCGGUUCUCUUACGAUGCCAAAUGCCACGUCCGCAGAAAGAUUCUAGACAAUGUCACCAUCCCGCCUCUCAUGAGACUUCCUGUUCAUGACCCUUCAAUGCCUUCAACAUGUUCCUCUUCCACAUCCUCCCCUCUACAAGUGGAUUCUCCAGAGAGCAGUGAGAAUUUGGCCAAGAAGCUUAAACCAUCGCAGAAAGAUGAGGAGGAUGAUGAAAACGAGAGAAUCGAUGGAGUGGAGCAGAUUCACAGAGGAGGAAACGCGCUCGUCCAGUCAGUGCCCUAUGUCCUCAGCUCAGUGGUGAUGCAUUCUGGUAUAUCAUCUGAGAGUGGCCACUACUACUCUUACGGUCGUAACAUCAAUGGAGCUGAUGGAGCACAGCAUUCAGCCAAUUGCUUCGCCCUCAAGGAGGAUUUGGGGAAUGGUCAGGCCGAGAGCAGCCUCUCCACUUGCUCAGCUCUCUCAAUUCCACCUGAACAAGCAGACACACUUCCAAAUAGUGGCCAGGAGGCAAAGGAUUGGCUGCUGUUCAAUGAUAGCAGAGUGACAUUCACAUCCUUUCAAUCAGUGCAAAACAUUACUAAUCGCUUCCCCAAGGACACAGCUUAUGUGCUCAUGUACAGGAAACAGGAGCUACCAGGGAAGAACAUAAAUGGGGGACUGAUGACAAACGAAAUGAGAUUGAGUGCUGAGCCUCCACUGCAGAAAGAACUACUGGAUGCUAUCAUCAAGGACAACAAGCUGUAUUUACAGGAACAGGAGCUCAAUGCCCGGACCCAGGCUCUCCAGGCCCCUUCAUCCUCCUGCUCAUUCAAGCCCAACGGUUCAGAUGACAAUAACCCACCGGGGAGCUGCGGCCCAUCUGGUGGAGGAGGAGGGGGAGGGGGCUUCAAUACCAUUAGUAGACUGGUCUUCUGAACCAAAAAAAAAAAGGCUGCAGGAAACCAAGAUGAACUGACCCCAAGGGAGUCAUGGACUGAUACACACAGGAGUCUGAACUGUCAUACCAUAGAUGUGCAUAUAAUCGAAUUAAAAAAAUAGCACUGAAAUGAUCUUAGAACACACACACACACACACA